GCUCCUGAUUCACAGCUUUUAUCUUCUAGCAGCAGUAGGUUCCCUCCCCUUGCAGAGAUAGACAGAGGCAGAGAGACCUCUCCUGCGCCAGCUGCGAUCUCCACAGCAGACACCAUGGGGAACUGCUUCACCACUCAGCCCAGCAGCCUGCAACUGAACAUGAGCGACUUCAAAGAGCUGCUGCUGCUGAAUUACACCGACUACCAGGAUUACGAUGCCGCCGCCGCUGCCCCCUGCCACAGCAGCUACUGCUCCUUAUUGGGCAGCUCUAUCCCUAGCUUCCUGGCUGUCAUCUGUGCCCUGGGCCUGCUGAGUAACUUGGCCCUGGUGGUGGCCUUGGUCACCUGCCAGAAUCUUUGGAGUGGGCCACCUGGCCGCACCUUCCUGUUCCAGCUGACACUUGGCACUUCCCUCUUCACAGCCACGUUACCAUUUUUUUCUGCAGGCAGCAGCCAUGGCUGGGUCUUUGGUGAUGGGUUCUGCAAGGUCGCAUUCCUGGUGUGGUACGGGAGCCUUUUUGCCGAAGGGCUGCUGGUGGCUGCCAGCACGUGCAGUGCCUGGCUGGCCAAAAGGGUUGCCCGCCAGCACUUCUGGGGCAUGACCGUGGCUCUCUGGGUGGCCUCUGUCCUCCUGGCAGUGCCAGCUGCCUUCAUGAGUAGGACGGAGGAGCACCCUCAGAAGAUGUGCCUGUGGAAGGACAACAGUGAGCAGCAAUGGUGGAGUCUGGCUCAUGUCACCACCUGCCUGGCUGUUUUCAUCCUGCUCCCCAUCGCAAUGGGUGUGGCCAAAGCAAUGCUGACUUGGCAUAGGCGCGGCUGGCAGCUGAGGGUCGGUGUGACAUGGCUGUUCUUCCUCCUCUGGGUGCCGUAUGGGAUAGCCCUGCUCCUGGACUCACUGCAGAGAAGGCAGCUACUCUCCACCAGCUGCCUUUUCUGGGAGAGCCUUGACUUCUUCCUGGGGCUGUCAGAGGGCCUCGGUAUACUGCACUGCUGCCUCGGGCCCCUGCUGCUUCUCGGAGUCGGGCUGUAUCACCGAAGGACGGACGCUGGACCAGGCCCUCUGGGCAUGCCAGGGCUCGGUCUUGCCAGCCCCCAAUGUUCCAAACCCAUGAGUCAGGCUCCCCAAAAAGCAUGAGGUUACCUCUGAAAAAUCAUGUGAUUCUGGACAAAUAUGCAUGUUUUAAUUUGCCUUCUUUAUGAGCCUUUAGGGGGCCCUGGAGUCACCUUCUGAAGCUUUCUCCAUAGCCGCAAAGGCCAGAAGUUUACUUUUUCUCUAGGCGUGGAGGCUGACGUCCUCACACUCCGCAUGACGCCAGAAGCUGGGGUUUAAGGGGAAAACAGUCAUCAUCAUGAGACUCUUGACAAAGUCAUGAGCCUUGGCAACCCUGGGGGUGGGACUACCCAGGUGCCCUCUAGCUCAUGCUCUGCAUGGCCAGGUUGGCAGCCCCUCUGCGCUCUCUGAGCCCAAUUCGCCCUCCCUGGCCCUUGGUAUCAUCAUUGCCACCCAAGCAGAGCUGUUGCUUCCCACUUGCUAUGGGUGCAAAUAACAAAAUGUGCCUGGGGGAUGGGGGAGUCAAACCCCUCUCACUCUGAACCGGGACUCGCACCAACAUCAUAGAACACUAGAACUGGGAAGGACCUCGAGAGGUCAUCGAGUCCAGUCCCCUGCCCUCAUGGCUGGACCAAGCACUGUCUAGAUUAGGGGUGGGCAAUAACUUUUGUCCAGGGGUCACUUCAAAAA
Pelodiscus sinensis (Chinese soft-shelled turtle) is the source of this 1740-nucleotide messenger RNA. Lineage: Eukaryota; Metazoa; Chordata; Testudines; Trionychidae. The record is from RefSeq and is a predicted model, not a curated record.